Molecule: messenger RNA, 1407 nt
Organism: Cooperia oncophora
Lineage: Eukaryota; Metazoa; Nematoda; Chromadorea; Rhabditida; Trichostrongylidae
Source: the annotation of a GenBank genome assembly
AUGCACUCAAGCACUUUAUGGACGUGUUCACAUUGCGGGAAGGUGUUGAUGCGGAAGAAUAUUUAUUCCCAUCUUCGCGUAGUGCACUACUACACCACCGAACAAAUUGAUGAAAUAAAGGCUAGCGUAAGACGCGAAGCACCUGUUAAAAAGGAAUUCGUAUCUUGCCCACUUUGUGAGGAGCGCUUUGACAAUCACGAGCGUUUUGCGAUGCACUGUCAGGAGGAACAUGCUGAAGACGGAGCAGGUGGAGAGCCGCAGGACUACACAGUUUUUACGCUCUUUUUCGAAACAAAGCGAGAGUAUGACGCGUGGCUAGAAGAGCAACAAGAACAUGGUGGAACAAGUUUUUAUACGCGAGACAGCUCAAAGUCUAAAGGCACCGCAAGUUUAAGAUGCAAUAGAGCGGGAAAGUACACUAAGGAGACCGACACUAGAGCCACACACACAAAGAGGGACGUUCUGCACUGCUCCUGUUUCCUUAACGUUAAGGUAGAGGAGAACGGUGCUGUAAGCGUCAAGGGCUGCUUGGGCCAUGUCGGCCAUACAAUCGAGUCUGCCCUCCUACGCCUAACUGCGGCUCAGCAACUUUUCCUGAAAGGACUUUUAGAAGAGUACUCUCACGAGUACAUCAUAAGGCGGCUCAGGAAGGACUACCCCGCCAAAACUUCGAGAUUGCAUUUUGUUACCAAAGGGGACCUUUGGAGAAUUGCAAAUCGUUUCGGUCUAAGACCUGGAUAUCGUCACAAGGAUGAUAUGCUGUCCUUGGAGCAACGGGCGAAAGAGAAGAAUCCAGACGAUGGCAUUCGUCUCUUCGAGAUGCCUGUAAACCCUACAGGAGAAGGAUUCCGACUGAUCAUCAUUACACCCCAACAAGUGGAAUGGCUGCAGAAAUUCUCUCAUAGAGGAAUUUCGGUUGAUGACACCCACAACGCCACGCGUUACAACCUCAAGUUGGCGACAGUGAUGGUGCUGAAUGAAAGAGAUGCCGGCGUUCCAGCAGCAUUCCUACUGAGCGGAACGAUGACCUCAGUAGAUGUGGAAAAACUUUUCCUCGAGAUCCGGAACUUAGUCCCCGAUUUCAACCCCCUUCAAAUUGUGACCGACGAAGCACCGUCUUUCUACAACGGCUUUCGUUCGGUUUUCCCGAAUUCGCGUGCCCAGUUGCAUUACUGCAGAUGGCACAUCGACAGAACGUGGCAAAGAAACGCGAACAAAUUUGUUGAACCUCGGCUACGCGGCCAAGUGAAGAGGAGAUUAAAAGAUCUUCUAGUAAUACAGGACUUACACACUUUUGAACAACGUUUCGCGGAGGUCCUCGCUUUCCUUCAAGUGGAGGGCCAAGAUAGGAUGGAGGAUUACCUCAGGCGGAAUUAUUUAGGCAAGUUCUACUUGAAUUUAACAUGA